CUGCUCCCGCACGUGCCGCCUCACUCGGCCUCGCGCUCCCGGCAGGAUGCUGCUGGCCCGGGCCCUCCGCGCCGCCGCCGCCCUCCGCCCGCUGCCGCCGCGCCUCCCGCCCGCCCCGCUGCUGCGGCGGCCCGCGGCCCUGCUCUGCGACGCCCGCCCCUUCACCCGCAGCCUCUGGCUGCUCCGCGGGGGCGCCGCCGGGACCCAGCGGCCCGGCCUCCUGCGGCCCCCGCGGGCCUCGCCCGCCGGCGUGUCCUGCGGCUGCGGCGGCCUCCACACCGAGGGGGACAAAGCAUUUGCAGAGUUUCUGAUAGAUGAAAUUAAAGAGGAGAAGAAGAUCCAGAAACAUAAAUCCCUGCCCAAGAUGUCUGGAGGGUGGGAGCUAGAAGUGCAUGGCACUGAAGCCAAAUUGUUGCGGAAAAUAGCUGGUGAGAGGAUUACAGUUACAUUCAACAUUAACAACAGCAUUCCACCAACAUUUGAUGAAGAGCCACAAGAAGGACAGAAAGCUGAUGAACAGGAGCCUGAACUUACAUCGACUCCUAACUUUGUUGUAGAAGUAACAAAAGAUGAUCCCAAACAGACUCUUGUGCUUGACUGCCACUAUCCUGAGGAUGAGAUUGGACAUGGGGAAGAGGAGGAGAGUGACAUUUUCUCAAUUCGGGAGGUCAGCUUUCAGCCCACUGGAGAAUCAGACUGGAAGGACACCAACUACACUCUCAGCACAGACUCUCUUGACUGGGCUUUGUAUGACCACUUAAUGGAUUUCUUGGCUGACCGAGGAGUGGACAACACAUUUGCUGAUGAGUUAAUUGAGCUCAGCACUGCACUGGAGCACCAGGAGUACAUUAGAUUCCUUGAAGACCUUAAAAGCUUUGUCAAAUGUCAGUAAUGGGAAAUUAAAAGUCAAAGCCUUUAACCAUGGAUACCCUGUAGCAGUGCUCUUACCCGCAGCUGAUACCACCAGUAAGUUUAAAACUUCGAAGUGGGAUAAACACAUCAUGGAAAACAAAAUGAUUAUCAAUGAUUGCAUUUCAAAUUUAAUUUAUGUUGCAGCCUGGAUUUUAAGUUUAUGUCAUUCUCACACCCUUUUGGGUAUUUUUGUACAAUUAAGAAACAUGAUAUAAUGACAUGAAGAAUAAAAUCCGCUCAAGAAAAAAA
This is a messenger RNA of Caretta caretta (loggerhead turtle), 1161 nucleotides long. It is a transcript of the gene C1QBP, whose product is annotated as complement C1q binding protein. The record is from RefSeq and is a predicted model, not a curated record. Gene Ontology annotation, cellular component: plasma membrane; mitochondrial matrix; cell surface. Gene Ontology annotation, molecular function: complement component C1q complex binding; kininogen binding; transcription corepressor activity. Gene Ontology annotation, biological process: cytosolic ribosome assembly; negative regulation of mRNA splicing, via spliceosome; regulation of complement activation. Lineage: Eukaryota; Metazoa; Chordata; Testudines; Cheloniidae.